Fraxinus pennsylvanica is the source of this 507-nucleotide messenger RNA. NCBI's taxonomy places the organism in Eukaryota, Viridiplantae, Streptophyta, Magnoliopsida, Lamiales, Oleaceae. The record is from the annotation of a GenBank genome assembly.
AUGGAUUCUCUUGUGAAGAUGGUGUUCUUCAAUUUCACACUCUUCUUUUGUCUCGGAAUGGCUAUGGCCGGACAGGAGAACUCCAUUAUUGAGCCGUCGAGUAGGGAAGACUCCGUGAAUUGGGCUGGAUAUGGCGAAGAGAAGCUCUCAACGGUUGUGAUCAAUGGCAAAGUUAUUUGCCACAGCAAAGCUUCUAUGCGAAUGAAUCCUAUCUCGGGUGCUUCGGUGGCUGUUUUAUGUGGCACCAACGGGGCGACAAGUAAAUCAUGGGCAGAGGGCACAACGGACGAUCACGGGGAAUUCUUCAUUGAUCUUCCGUCCCAUCUUCAUGCAAUUCCAAACUUGGAAAGUAUCUGUUGUGUUAAAGUUCAUCAUCUGCCAGAGAGUUCUCCCUGCCGGCAAUCUUUCACUGAGAAACAUAAAGGUAUAAAACUGACAUCAAUUGGUGAAGGCAUCCGUACUUACACAACACAUAAUAUUCGUUUGAUGCCUCACAAGCGCGCAUGA